This is a messenger RNA of Metopolophium dirhodum (rose-grain aphid), 1050 nucleotides long. RefSeq names its product MAPK/MAK/MRK overlapping kinase-like. The record is from RefSeq and is a predicted model, not a curated record. NCBI's taxonomy places the organism in Eukaryota, Metazoa, Arthropoda, Insecta, Hemiptera, Aphididae. Gene Ontology annotation, molecular function: ATP binding; protein serine/threonine kinase activity. Gene Ontology annotation, biological process: protein phosphorylation; intracellular signal transduction. Gene Ontology annotation, cellular component: nucleus; cytoplasm.
AUGACGUCACCUAAUGUACCACUAUCUAGAGACGAUUCAAAUAAUUUUUAUUCUGAAUUUCAUCUAAAAAUAAUAAUUGGACAAGGCACGUUUUCUGUUGUAUGGUUAUGUGUGCAACGAAGCAGCGGACAAGAAUAUGCGGCUAAAGUAUUGAAAGAAAAAUAUGAAUAUGGCGCUGACGCAGUGGACGUUGACAAAUGGAACGCUUUAUCAGAAGUUAAUGUAUUAAACUCGGUGGCAAAACAUCCGUUCUUAAUAUUACUAAAAAAGGCAUACCACGAAAAAGAAAACGGAGAAGUUAUUUUAGCAACAGAAUUAAUGAAAACAUUAUACGAUAUUAUAGAAAACGGAGAAUGUCCACUAUCAGAAUAUAGAAUUAAAACUUAUAUGUAUCAAAUGUUGGAAGGCUUAAGGUAUUUGCACGAGAAUUGCUUUAUCCAUAGGGAUAUCAAGUCAGAAAAUAUUUUUCUGAGAUACAAUUUAUUAAAGAUCGGUGAUUUUGGAACCACAUAUCAUUCCAUUUAUGGCCAUCAGUACAUAGAAUACGUGGCAACUAGAUGGUACCGCUCACCUGAAUGUUUGUUAACACAAGGUUGGUACAAUUCAAAAAUGGAUAUUUGGGCAACGGGAUGUGUACUUUAUGAAAUAGCUACCGGUCAUCCGUUGUUCGAUGGUCGAGACGAAAAUGAACAAAUUGAAAAGAUUGAACGGGUCUCUCCAGACGAAAGACUAACUAAUAAAUUUAAAAAAUAUAAAUCUGAUGUGUUCGUUGCACAAUACGAAACUAAUAAACGAAAUGGCAGAACCACUGGAGUUGGACUGCGUUCAGUGUACCAACCAUACCGCCCGGAAUAUGAUUUAAUUAUAGAUAUGAUAGUUUAUGAUCCAACCAAGAGGUAUUCGGCGAAUCGAUUACUACGAAAGUCAUACUUUUCUGAGAUGAAAAAUACGGUGUAUGGAUAUAAAAUGAGAGAUUUUGAAAAAUUGCUGAGAAAUAAACCAAUAAUUAACUUAUCCGAGAUAGAGCAAAAAGUAAGUUAUAAAAUAUAA